AUGGUUCUAGGGAUUAUUCAUAGCCUGAAAAGCAAGUAUCAGAAAGCUCUUGUCCUUAAAGCACUUGCCUUUAUUGAAAGGAAUGAAGUGCUUAAAUUGAACAUCCUGCAAGCAAUGCAUUUCCUCACAGGAGCUUGGAAAAUGGCAACAAAGGAAACCAUCUCAAAUUGCUUUCAUAAGGUUGGAUUUAAUGUAAUGAGCUCUCAUGACAAAGACGGUGAUGAAGUAGUAGUGGACAUGCAUGAUUGGGUGCAGGUAUCUAACAACUUCCCCCUCACUUUUAAUGAAUUUGUGGCUUGUGAUGAUAAUUCCAUCACUACAUGCAUCCGAGAUGUUGAGGAAAUCUGCAAAGAUGAAGUAAAGCAGAAUGAUGAAGGUAUUGAAGAAGACAAUGUUAGGGAUGAAAAAAUGCAAACACCAACAUUCAGUGAAGCUAUUGCCAGCAUAGACAUUGUCCGGAGAUUUGUCACAGCAUUUAAAGUGGAGUGCCAUUGUUGA
Molecule: messenger RNA, 498 nt
Organism: Schistocerca piceifrons (Central American locust)
Lineage: Eukaryota; Metazoa; Arthropoda; Insecta; Orthoptera; Acrididae
Exons: 1
Coding region: 1-498 (165 amino acids)
Molecular function (GO): nucleic acid binding
Source: RefSeq, a predicted model, not a curated record